CAGUGAGUUCGGUAGUGCGUAGUCUUUCUCUUGAAGCUGCAAAAACGUGACUUUUUGUGUAAUCUUCAGCCAAGUGCCGAGAAGACCUUUGGAUUUUGAAGUAUCAUAUUUUAUCCAUACCGGAAGGGAUUGAAUUUCAGAAUGUUUCGCCUACCGACAGUGUUACGGUGUACCGUCGCCCGUCAAAUUGCGUCUGGUUAUCGUGGCUACGCCAAAGAUGUCCGGUUUGGACCAGAAGUGCGCGCCCUAAUGCUUCAGGGUGUUGAUGUUCUUGCCGAUGCCGUUGCCGUCACAAUGGGACCGAAGGGACGCAACGUCAUUUUGGAGCAGAGCUGGGGCUCGCCCAAGAUCACCAAGGAUGGUGUCACCGUGGCCAAGGGAAUCGAACUGAAGUGCAAGUUCCAAAACAUCGGUGCCAAGCUGGUGCAGGAUGUGGCCAACAACACCAACGAAGAAGCUGGAGAUGGAACCACCACGGCCACCGUUCUGGCUCGUGCCAUCGCCAAAGAAGGUUUCGAGAAGAUUUCCAAGGGCGCCAAUCCGGUGGAAAUCCGCCGCGGUGUGAUGCUGGCCGUCGAUGCUGUCAAAGAUCACCUGAAAACAAUGUCGCGUGCCGUAACUUCCCCGGAGGAGAUCGCCCAGGUGGCUACCAUCUCGGCCAACGGAGACCGAGCCAUCGGAGAUCUGAUCAGUGAGGCGAUGAAGCGCGUUGGAAAGGACGGAGUCAUCACAGUCAAGGACGGCAAAACCCUUGUCGAUGAACUGGAGGUCAUUGAGGGAAUGAAAUUCGACCGCGGAUACAUCUCGCCCUAUUUCAUCAACUCCAGCAAAGGAGCCAAGGUCGAGUUCCAAGAGGCCUUGGUACUGUUUUCGGAGAAAAAGAUCUCCACAGUUCAAUCAAUCAUUCCUGCUUUGGAAUUAGCCAACACUGCUCGUAAACCACUGGUCAUCAUUGCCGAGGACAUCGAUGGAGAAGCUCUAAGUACGCUGGUUGUGAACAGACUGAAGAUUGGUCUGCAGGUUGCCGCUGUCAAGGCUCCCGGAUUCGGAGAUAAUCGCAAGAGCACAUUGUCCGACAUGGCCAUCAGCACCGGUGGAAUCGUUUUCGGUGAUGAUGCCAACCUGGUCAAGCUGGAGGAUGUUCAGUUGUCCGAUUUGGGACAGGUCGGUGAGAUCACCAUCACCAAGGAUGAUUGCAUGAUGCUGAAGGGUAAGGGCGAUGCCAAGCACGUUGAAGCUCGCGUCGAGCAAAUCCGGGAUCAGAUCGCUGAUACCACUUCCGAGUAUGAGAAGGAGAAGUUGCAGGAACGGCUCGCCCGUCUGUCGUCGGGAGUUGCCGUCCUCAAAAUUGGAGGUUCAAGCGAAGUGGAAGUUAACGAAAAGAAGGAUCGUGUCAACGAUGCCCUGUGCGCAACCCGCGCUGCCGUCGAGGAAGGAAUUGUUCCCGGAGGUGGCACUGCCUUGCUUCGUUGCAUCAAGACUUUGGAGAACCUCAAGGGAUCGAAUGACGAUCAGAAGGCCGGUAUCGAUAUUGUGCGAAAAGCCCUGCAUCAGCCUUGCACUCAAAUUGCGAAGAACGCCGGAGUUGAUGGUUCCGUUGUGGUUGCCAAGAUUCUGGAUAAGCAGGGCGACUUUGGGUAUGAUGCCCUCAACGGUGAGUAUGUCAACAUGAUUGAGAAGGGAAUCAUCGACCCGACCAAAGUCGUCCGAACGGCUCUUACCGAUGCCUCCGGAGUUGCUUCGCUGCUGUCUACGGCUGAAUGCGUCGUAACAGAGGAACCUAAGCCAGAAGGUGCCGGUGGUAUGCCGGGCAUGGGCGGUAUGGGAGGAAUGGGCGGCAUGGGAGGCAUGGGUGGAAUGAUGUAAGCCUAUCCAACAGCAAACCUCUUAAGCAUAAGCCAGUGUUAAGACUCGUUUAGUCAGUAAGUAUGCAACACAAGCGAUGAAGCUAUUUGGAAGGAUAUUCCGGAUCCUAGCAAGUUCAAAUCGACGGAAGAUCCUCCCAUCUACCUUCGUCCUACAAUCACGAACAAACAAAGCAUUUAAGAGACUUUUUCGAUGUUCAAUCUCCUUUCGUGCUGUGCAAUCACGCAACAUGAGAAUAGAUCGUUAUUAUAGUUUUAGAAGAGAUCGGGGUCAAUCUUCCUUAUGGUGAAAUCGGUGACCGCAAGAGCAAUCCGUAACGCGAUUGUGAUUAUUCUGCGUUUGAUACGUAUUUCAGGCGGUUUAUCAAUGGUCCCAAAAAACGGGACUGAGGUUGUUUUAAAUUAAAACAAUCACCGAUCACAAAAAAGACUCCCAAUACAGAGAAAACCAUCACACGGAACGGUUACCACAUAUUUGUGUAAUGUUAGUCCUUACUUUUCGGAAAAAAGGAGUUCCAAUUAAUUCUCCCUUCUGACGUCGGACAGAUUUAUUCGUCAAUCAUAUUUUCAUUUUCGAAUCAUGGUUGCUGAAAAGUUCCACUGAGUAAAAAACGAUAGUUUUUAGUUUGCAAUGGAAAAAGUAGAAGCGAGUUUAGUCAAAGAGUAGGUAGUUGUAUAGAUUUUUUCUGAUUCUGUGGAAGGCAUUAUCUCUAACAUUUUUUUUUGUUGAUUGAGUGAAACCGAAUAGUGAUUUUUGGAAUAGGAUGCAUUUUUGUUUUGUGUUGAAGGAAAUAAACUGAAUCGUACUUCUAGUGUAAAAGCAUUUAAGUUGUCGAACAUUGCCUGUAAAGCUGAUAGAAAUAAUGUUGGGCAAAUAAGUUCAACCACAAGACACAGGCAACUAAAAUAAGGACAACUUAGGGAACCUAAGAUCGGUGAGAUCACCAAGAGAAUAUAUACAAACAUUUUUAUACAAAGUAA
Messenger RNA from Armigeres subalbatus, 2846 nucleotides. RefSeq names its product heat shock protein 60A-like. Gene Ontology annotation, biological process: apoptotic mitochondrial changes; mitochondrial unfolded protein response; protein import into mitochondrial intermembrane space. Gene Ontology annotation, cellular component: mitochondrial matrix; mitochondrial inner membrane. The record is from RefSeq and is a predicted model, not a curated record. Bases 142 to 1866 code for a protein of 574 amino acids. Lineage: Eukaryota; Metazoa; Arthropoda; Insecta; Diptera; Culicidae. The transcript has 3 exons. Gene Ontology annotation, molecular function: protein-folding chaperone binding; ATP-dependent protein folding chaperone; ATP binding.